AAGAAGGAAGAAUUCUAGAAAAUAUUUUUGGCACUUAAAUACGAAAAAUGUUAUGUAGGGAAAGAAUACCGUAACACAUUCCCGUACAACUGAGAAGAGGAGAUUGGUCAAGAUAUGAAACCGGUCACUUGUAUUCGAGUGUUUAGUGUAUUUGUUAUUUUAUUUGCCUGGCACUGACCCAUUUUAUAGUUUUUUUUAAAGUACCAAAAGAGGGCAGUAGUGAACUGUAUGAUGGUAGUUUUCAGGCUACCUCAGUAUAACAAUUCAAGUAGUUGAACAUGGUAACGUUAACCGUGAUUUGAUAGUAUUAAAGGUCUAGGUCACAUGGGGAGUAGAGAGAUAAACAAAUACAACACCGUCUACACACGCACAGGAAAAGUUGUUCGCUAAGCCGGCAUUACAUUUUUCUUGUUGAAAUUUCAUAGAAAAUUAAAUUAUAACAUGACCGAUCCAGUAGAAAUUUCGGCAAAUCUAUCUGACUUAAUCGGAGCUAUAGACCAAGGUACUAGCAGUUCAAGAUUUCUCGUUUUCGCUAGUGAAACAGCCGAAAUCGUUACAUAUCAUCAAAUCGAAACUAAGCAGUUAUAUCCUCAGGUUGGCUGGGUUGAACAGGAUCCUCUUGAAAUUUUAUCCUCUGUUCAAACAUGUAUAGAGAAAACGGUUGAAAAGCUUAGAAACUUUGAAAUUAAUCCUCUUAACAUCAAAGCUAUAGGUGUAACUAACCAGAGGGAAACUACUGUCGUAUGGAAUAAGUUCACCGGUAAACCGCUAUACAAUGCUAUAAUAUGGCUUGAUACUAGAACUGUGGACACUGUUGAUCAAUUAAAAAAUAAAAGAGGUUCAAAAGCAGUGGUAGAAAAGUGUGGUUUGCCAAUCACAACAUACUUCAGUGCUGUCAAAUUGCGAUGGUUAAUUGAAAAUGUCCCACAAGUUAAAGAGGCAAUUGAAAAUGAUUCUUGCCUGUUUGGAACAAUUGAUUCCUGGUUAAUAUGGAACUUAACCGGAGGAGUUAAUAGCGGUAUUCAUGUAACAGACGUAACAAAUGCCAGUAGGACGAUGCUCAUGAACAUAAGAACUUUGGAGUGGGAUCCAUGGUUGUGCAAUUUUUUUCAAGUACCCAUUUCUAUAUUGCCGAGUAUUAGGAGUAGCUCUGAAAUUUUAGGUUGCCUUUUGGGUAGUUCAUUAAAUGGAAUGCCUAUCUCUGGUUGUUUAGGUGAUCAAAGUGCUGCUCUAGUAGGCCAACUAUGUUUUAAACCUGGUACAGCUAAAAAUACAUAUGGUACUGGAUGUUUCUUAUUAUGUAACACUGGAAAAGUUCCUAUAUGGUCCAAGCAUGGACUACUAACUACUGUAGCAUAUAAACUGGGUCCUGAUAAGCCAGUUACUUAUGCCUUAGAAGGUUCUGUUGCUAUAGCAGGUGCUUUAAUUCGAUGGCUGCGAGAUAAUCUAGGUAUAAUACAAGAUUCAGCAUAUAUUGAAAAACUUGCUAGUUCUGUUGAAAGCACACAUGGUGUAUAUUUUGUUCCUGCUUUUUCUGGUCUUUAUGCUCCUUAUUGGCAACCCAGUGCUAGAGGUAUUAUUUGCGGGUUAACGACAUUCACGACACGAGCUCACAUAGCACGUGCAGCUUUAGAGGCUGUGGCUUUUCAAACAUGUGAAAUAGUUGAUGCUAUGAACUUAGAUAGUGGUUUUCCUUUAGAAAACCUAGUAGUAGAUGGCGGAAUGACUAAUAAUUCUCUAUUAAUGCAACUUCAAGCAGAUUUUUUGGGUCUUAAAGUCAUACUACCUUCUAUGCCAGAGACUACAGCUCUUGGUGUAGCUAUGGCAGCUGGAGCAGCUAAAGGUAUUGAAGUAUGGGAUAUAGAUUCUACAGUGUCAAAUGGCGUCACAACUGAAACUUUUUAUCCGAAUAUUUCAUCGGAAGAAAGGAACUCGAAAUAUUCUUCGUGGAAAAAUGCCGUCAAGCGCUCAAUGAGAUGGGAAGAUGAUAAAGUUAUUGAUAAUCCCAUAUUAAAAUCAUUGCCGGGGGGAUUAUUUGUAUUUUCGUCCUUUGCGCUUCUCCUUUUUGCUGAAGCCUAUAGCAAAAAAUUUCUUAUUUAGGUAGAUAUAAUUAUUCAUCAUCUUCAAAUAAUGAAACUUGUGAAAUAAUGAUGAAUGCUAGAAAUAAUUUUGUGAGAAACUGAUAAAAAUUGGGAUUUGUGUUUAAGAUUAUUUUUUACAAUGUGUGAUAUUUUUUUUUCAGUUUCCACAAAUCAAUUAAUUGACUUAAUUAGGAUUUUCAAAUAAUGAAUGCAAUGGAAUGAGAUUGAGAAGUUUUCUGUAUUUGUACCUGCACCGAAAACAGUCUCCAAGUUUUGGUGACUUCAGUGUAGUUCCUUGCUUGAAAAAAUAUCAUGCAAGGGGACCAAUUCAAAGUGUAUAACUACUUUGCAUCCCUGGGCAAAUCACUACACAUUUUUUUAACUCUCGUAAGCUCAAAAUAUCUUUGCUGCCUUAAUGAAAACAGGUACUGAUACAAAAAUAUCCUCAUGAAGUUGAAUAACAGCUCUAUGAUAAUUUUGUGAGAAAUUGACAAAAAAUUGAGAUGUGUGAUUAAGGUUGUAUUUUAUAAUAUGUGAUAGAAUUUAUUUAUUUUUUUUUUACAAUUUUCUCGAAUCAAUUCUUCUAAAAUAUGCAUUUUUAAAAAAGGUAAAACACUUUUGGUAAAAAAAAGAAAAGAAAAAUCUCAGUAUUCAAUAACUUAGCAUUUUCUUGCAAAUUAUUUAAAUAAUCUGAAUCAUUCCUGCAUAAAUGGAUUUAAAAGAAAUAUAAUUUGAUAAUAAUAUAAUUAUACAAAUGGGUAUAGUUAUUAGAGCUUUUUGUCCUGUUAAUAUAUAAAAUAGAUUUAUUAAGACAUUGACUGAAUCAGAUUAAUUUUUAAUGAAAAAUAAAAAAUAAAUUAAAAAUGUGUAUUUUAUUUUCGUCUUGUUUCUUUAAACUUAUGCUACAAUUGUGUAUAAAACUUUUAAAAACCUUGUCUCAACCAUAAUGAAUUUUGUUGUAAAAUUUUAAUGAAGUCGCUAAUUUGUUUCUCUCUCAAAGCUUAUUAUUUAAAGAACACAUGAGUAUCUCAAAAAAUUAUGGGAGCAAACACAGUAAAAAACAAAUAAAGAGAGUGCUAACUUGAAGUAUAUUUUAUUCUAAAUAAUGGUUUGUAAAUAUAACACAAUGAAAACUAUUUAAUAACUUAUGAAAAAAUUUAAUUAAUAAUAGUUAAGCUAGGUAGAUUUGAAAGGAAGUGCUAUUCUAUGUGAAUAAAAAGCCAUGUUGAUUUGUUUUCUUUAAAUUUAUGUGGUGCUUCAUAAUAAAUGAUUUGAAUACUCGUUAAGAGAAUAAGCUAGUUUUAUUUUAUAGUUUUUUAUAAUUUAAAAUGAGCUACAAGCUUAUUUAAGUAGAGUUUCUGCAACAAACUAAGAAUAUUCUAAAAAUUAAAAACAUACUUGUAAAACUAAGUAAACAAAAACAGAGUAAGGCUUUAGACAUGUGUUGUCAAAAAAUUAUUAAAACAGUUAAAUGUCUAGAGAAUGGUACUCGAAAAUUCAUAAUGAAUUGGAAGUUUUUCUAACAUAAACUAUAUUAUCAUAAAGAAAUAUAAUAUUAAAAUAUAUUUUGUUGUAUAAGUAUUAAUGCAUAAUUAGCAAUAAUUAAAUUAAACUAAUAAUAAUAAUUUUGAGUCAAUGGGGAAAAAGUUUAUUUUAUAUUUACAUUUAUUUUAUUUAAAAUUUUCAAUGAAUUUUUAAGUAGUCUGAAUGAAAUCUGUAAAUAUUUGAUUUAUUAAUUUAUAUUUUUAAAUGGAAGUAUUAUGUCGGAAAAAUUAGUUAUUUUUUCUGUUAAUUUUUAAAGUUGACUGUCUUUAAGUCCAAAUUAGAACAAUACAUUAAAUGCAAAAUUAUCUUCAAGAAAAAAAUAUAUAUAUAUAAAUUACGAAAUGAAUAAAAAAGAGAAAAUGAUUUUAAGAUCUAAAUUUCUAGUUGCUUUACUUUUUAAAUAGUCUCAAUGAAAUCUAUAAAUAAUUGAGUUAUUAAUUUGCAUUUUAUAUUUUUAAAUAGAAGUAUUAUGUUGCAAAAAUUAGUUUCUUUUUUUUUGUGUUAAUUUUAAAGUUGACUGUCUUGAAGUCCAAAUUAAAACAAUGCAUUAAAUGCAAAAUUACCUUUAAGAAAAAUUUAUAGGUAUAUAUAAAUUUAAAAAAGAAAAAAUUAUUUUGAGAAAUCUACAUUUCUAGUUACUUUACUUUUAUUAAAAAAAAAAUAAUGGCAUAGAUAACAAUUUAAUAAAAGUGAUGCUACUUAUUUUUAUUCAAAUUUAUUUAUUUCUGGACACGUUAUUGCUAAUAUUUGAACUAUAAUUCACUAAAGCAGUGUUUCCCAAAGUGUGGUACGCAUAACCCUAGGGGUACUGGAGCAGUUUAGCAGGGGUACGCGUUCUUAUGCGAAAUAUCUUGCAAAAGAUUAAAAUUUAAUAUUUUUAUUUAAAAACAAAGCUAGCCAUGAAAAUUUAUGAUGACAUAUUAUUCUAUUGGCUAUUUUUUGCAGAGUUAACAGUUAAUAAUUAGUGGUGUCAACAGCCAGUUGAGAUUUUUAACUUUUGUGCAAUUUUUUACAGUAAAAAUAAAUUAAUUUUAUUAUUAGUGGUACACAGCGUUACGAAAAAUUUAGAAAGGGUACACAAAAGUCUUAAGUUUGGGAAACACUUCACUAAAGUAUUGCAACACCUACAGUUGCACUAAGUUAAUUCCAUUAGAUUUAAAAAAUAUCUUUACUGCUUUUGGGCUAUUAUUUAAUAAAAUUAAUUAUCAAUAUGAAAGUACAUUUGUUAUAAAUUUAUAAAAGGUUCAAAAGAACGGACAUUCAGAUGUAUAACAUAGCUGCAGAGUGUAGUGUCAUAGUCUAAGCAGGUUAUGAAAGCUAUAAAAUGGAGCAAAGUAUGUUCAAUAUGUUAAACAUUAUAUAUCCAUUUUGAUGAAGUGAAAUCUUUUUUUCUGAAUGCGUGCCUCACUGUGCUAACUUCAUACCUUGGCUUGUGCAGACAGUAAUGCAUGCUACAUACCAAAUAAUAUACAGAUGUUAGUUUGUUUCAAACUUAAUCGAAGCAUCAUGACUCAUAUUCAUUGGGGCACCUUGAUGUUCAAUUUUUUAAAAUUUAAUUGGCGACAUAUUUUUGACUUAUUGUAGAGGACAAAAAAGCUUGAUCUUGCAUCACACUAUCAAAAACAGCUUGGACAAUCUAAGGUUGAUAUUGUGAAAAAAAAUUCCUAGAGCAACUAUCAUGAAGCAAAUAUUUACUUCAAUAAUAAUUUUGAUGAACUUGACUUUUUGAUUUUUAUUUAUUAGACUAAGAGAAUAUUUAUAUAUAUUUUACUUUCCUUUAUCAAAAUGUAUAAAUAAAAAAAUACUGUUGUGAAAUUAGCUGAGGAAGUAUGAGUAUUUUUCUCAAAGGUUUAUUAUUGACUUGUAUUAUAUAGUAUGUAAAUGCAUUCCAAAACCUAAUAAUGUUUGUUCAUGCUUUAAAUAAUUUAUUUUGAAUUGCA
Molecule: messenger RNA, 5566 nt
Organism: Parasteatoda tepidariorum (common house spider)
Lineage: Eukaryota; Metazoa; Arthropoda; Arachnida; Araneae; Theridiidae
Product: glycerol kinase
Biological process (GO): phosphorylation; glycerol-3-phosphate biosynthetic process; triglyceride metabolic process
Cellular component (GO): mitochondrion
Molecular function (GO): glycerol kinase activity
Source: RefSeq, a predicted model, not a curated record